Molecule: messenger RNA, 2562 nt
Organism: Fomitiporia mediterranea MF3/22
Lineage: Eukaryota; Fungi; Basidiomycota; Agaricomycetes; Hymenochaetales; Hymenochaetaceae
Exons: 3
Coding region: 151-2382 (743 amino acids)
Source: RefSeq, a predicted model, not a curated record
CGCCGUCUUGCUCUGCGACGUUCCGGACAACAUAGGCAAGGGCGCUGCCAAUGAUACUUGCUGAACGCCUAAUGUUCGACGUCUAAUUUGUCCUCCGUCUCUUGCGCUUCAGCUUUGCUAGUACCAGAUAAUCUUUAUCGGUGUACAGUCAUGGCACCUAAACGCAACUUAUUUCUUCACCUCUCGGCUCUCUCCGAUACCGAAUUUGCCACCUAUGUUGAAGCACUACAGGAUAUUAUGGAUGCUGAUGAUGGCGAUGGUGGUAAACCGAUGUUGUCGGACGAAGAGUUUGAAGGCCGGCGAGUCAGCAUUCCUGUAGUACGAGCAUGGAUGAAGGGUCGUUUCCGAGACCUUGGCUCUGCCGAGAUCGACAAGGUCUUGCAACUCUUUGCAUCACUUACACCGCAGAAGGAGAUGUCGGGUGGACAGCUUCUGGCCGCAUUGCGUCUCCUCAUGCACGCUCGACAUGGUCAAGAGAUCUGCGAGGGAAAUGUCUUUGUCCAAGCGGAUCCCUCGUCCCCAGCAACAUCUCGUAUCUCUCCAUCGUCUUCCAGUGCCAGGACUAUGGUCCGAACGGACUUUCCCACAACUGAUGCUCCGCCUUCGCCUCCAAAGACGGUACCUGCAAAUCUGAAUCCGUUUUUUCAAAGAACCAGACCGCCUAUCCCUCCUCCAACCGACCUAUCCACAGACCCCCGACGCGCAUCACUGUCUUCUGCAUCCGGUCUCCCUCCAAUAUCUUCCAAACCUCGCGUUGACGGAAUAGGAGUCCCACCAGGAUCAACAAAUCCCUUUCUCCAACGCGCAAAGACGCAUUCUGGAACCUACGAGCCGAAUCCAUCUGGUUCUGGGCGGACUCCUCCCCUUCCUCCGCGCAAGCCAUCGCAUAUUUCCUCUUUAAAUGCCUUCCCUAAACCUCCUCCUGUUCCGGCGAAGUUGGUCCAUUCGGUUCCUCCUCGCCAGCCGAAUUCGAGCGCCUCCGUCUCAUCUUCCUCAAACUCGCCCCCGAAUGCUCCUUCGCCGUCAGCUCACUUCGUGACUCCGCUUAUGCAGCAGUCGCUCCUUGCCUCGCGUGUCGGCGCAUCACUCAAACGAGCUCAAGACGAGGCCGAGCGAACACGAGUUCUCGAAGUUAUUCGGUCUUCUGCUGACUCCUCGGUUUCACGUGACCGUACUAAGAGCCCGAGUCGCAGUCCAGAUAAGGGAACACGAAGACCUGUACCUCGUCCUCCUCGAAAACCGACAAUCUCCUCUGCAAAAUCGGAUUCAGGUGCACCAAGCGAAGCGAGUCUCGCGGAAGUAGCAAGCGCUCGGUUGACUGCGCGAUCACGCAUAAAGCCGACAUCACCUGAUCGUAUUUCUAUCAACUCCAGUUCGUCCUCGGAAAAUGAAAAUGAAAACGAAGGAGCGAAGACACCUUCAAAGGGGCGGCAAUUGUCGACUUCUGAACAAUUUUCUCCACCCCCGACACAUCCUGCACGCAGACCUAGUGCUCGCUCUUCUUCCAGUCGUGGUCGACAUGUUCGAUCUCCGUCGUACCAAUGGCAUGGUAGUAACUACCCUUCGUCUGCUGCUACUUCACCUUUUACAAAAUCAUCCUCCGCUCCUGGUAGUCACGAUAAACAGUCAUCAUCUCCUUCUCCCUCGCCUUCUCCAGUCUCUCCUGUAAAUUCUCGUCCUACACGCUCGCAAAGUAUGCAUCAGCCCUCGUCUCCGUCGGAUCUGACGAAUACUUCUGUUUCUCUCUUACCUCCUCCACGACGUAAACGGCCCGAGAGUGCCCAGUUCCCGACGCGUCCGCGUGUAUUAGAUACCGACCAUGACGUCUCCGGCGAUCUCGACCCCUCUUCUCCAUUCUCGAACUCCUUUGGCGUGCAACAACAACAAUCUCGGGCAGGCGGUGGAGGGAUCGUCAAUAGCAUGGCUGCACGAUUCGACAAAGUAUCAUUUCAGCUCGGUCGGGAGAGUGAGCCAGAACGAGAACGAGAACGAGAUAAGGGGGAGAAGCAUAAAGAUACCUUUGUGUCUCUUCAACGGACGUUUAGCGCUCUCCAACAGCGUGCUGAACCUGCCAUCACACGUGCACGGUUCAAAGCCGAAGCAGGUAUCCUCGCUCCACGUCGAGGUUUCGUACCGAACGGAAGAGACUACCACAUGGCUGGCGAGGACGGGGAUCGUCUCGUCAAUCAAAGUGACAGCGAGGGUAAUGGAGGCGGGAUGGACUUUGGUGCUUCGACUGACCAAGAUUAUGAAGAGGAAGACGUUAGUGGUGAUGAAACAAUUCGAUUUCGUGGUCGAAGCCGGAGUGAGAGAACGAAAAAACCUGUAUUUGAGAGGGACGAUUUAAAGCUUCCUGAGGGUGAGGGAUGGACGAAAUUGUAAUAUUUCUCCCAUCGUUAUAGCUUUAGUUAGUUAACAUGCGCCAGUGCAAUUUUCGAUUUUAUAAUAGGACCCGCAAAACCUCGUUUUCCGGUUUUCGUUGCUGCAGAUAGUGAUAAAGGAUGGUUAUAGUACCAACCUAUUUUUAAUGUUGUGUUUGACAAAUUAGUUUGUCAAGAAUUG